Messenger RNA from Serpula lacrymans var. lacrymans S7.9, 543 nucleotides. RefSeq lists its product as uncharacterized. Gene Ontology annotation, molecular function: structural constituent of ribosome. The transcript has 3 exons. The record is from RefSeq and is a predicted model, not a curated record. Lineage: Eukaryota; Fungi; Basidiomycota; Agaricomycetes; Boletales; Serpulaceae. The coding region runs from base 25 to 456 and encodes 143 amino acids. Gene Ontology annotation, cellular component: mitochondrial large ribosomal subunit. Gene Ontology annotation, biological process: mitochondrial translation.
GCGGUGGCUGCCCUCCUCUCCCCCAUGGCCACAAAACAUAUCCUCAGGGCUCAGCUGCGCUCGUAUCCAGCAAACGGCCAUGUCGCCUUCGUGCCCAACAUAAGAAAAGUAGUCCUCGAGUACUGUCAGAACUAUCCAUCAUCAACAAACACCCGUACCUUCCUCGCAAAUGACAUCGAGCACCUCGCCCGGCAGAACCCUCAUGUCGAGUUUGUAGUCAAACAACGCAACGGCCACGAGCCAAUAGCACGAGGACUAUACGCGAACGGUCGAGACAAAGUCGUUCCGCUCCAGGGCUUCGAAGUAAAUGGAAUUCAGAGAAAAAUUCAGCUGCUCCUGGAUUCUUCCGGUGCAAAAAUAAAGCCACUGAAGAAGAACAAUAUCGUUGAAAGCACAUCCCAGGCGGCAAGAGGUAUAUGGAGCGGUAUGCAUGUCGAUACACCUUUCAAAAUAUAGGUCGCAUAUUGCUCUUUUACAUACGUUGCCUCUGUUUAUUACUCUACAUUUCUGUGCAAUUCUAGAGUUCAAUUGCUAGUAUUAUUC